AUGAAAUUAUUCAUUGCAGCAUCCAAGUUGGCGUCGUCAUCGGGACCUCAGUUGCCGGCGCCUCAUCGCAUUCGCCCUCCUGGGCUGCGAAAAUCAACCGCUGUCAGCGAAGAAACGAUGGAUGAGGAGACCGGAUCGCCGAAUGCUGAUAACCCUACGCCUAGUGAUUCUUCGGCCGUGGCUCUCAGCUCUAACCUUUCGAUCCAUACCACCACAUUAACUGCUACCUCAAGUAGCUAUGUGAACUCAAUUGGUGGGGUCACUUCCAGUUGGGAUGGCAGUAAUCUAGUGGUUGGGGGGCAACGAGGAAUUCCUGCUAGUAAUUUAAUGGCUGCAGUUCUUGCAACGUCAUCCGGAACGUCGCUAGGUCGACGUCAAGUCAGCCCUUCAGCAAUAAAUCUAGCAAAUUCACAGUCUUGCUCGUCUCCUUCCAGCUCGGCAUCUACCCAACAAUCGUUGCUAUCUAUAUCACCACAGAUUCCACAACCCACUGCUACAAUUCAUUGUACUAAAAGUGAGCCGUUAGCUGGAGAUGAUACACUACCUGGCAGUAAUCCUACUCUACAUCAUGCUCAUCAUCAUUCUAAUAGAUCAGUUAGUACUGUUCACGCUAAUUCGGUCCCACAGAUGAAGAUUUCAAAGUUACAUGAUCUGGCUGCAAUGUCGACGGUGCGCAGUUGCGAUGCCAUCUUAACCGACGAUGCGGCCAGUAGUUCGCUAUUUGAGCCAGCACAUUCCUCUGCUAGGCAUCAGGUCUCAACAGAUUCUUCGUCAUCGACGAAUUCAACGAGUUCUCGUGACACUGGCGUCACUUUACCGCUGAAUAGUCAGCUAAUGCCUCCAAAAGCAGUGAUUCAAGAUGACAUCCGCAUGAAGUUGGGACGUUUCGAACUCGUCAAAAAGAAGGGUCGUUCGGAAGUUUGGAAUCUCUUCGGGCAGGUUCUCGAUACGACAACUGGUGCACGUUUACCGUAUGUAGCGUGUUAUGCAUGCAAGGUGCUUUAUACGGAUACUGGUGGUGGCACUGGAAAUAUGACUCGACAUCGUUGCCCACUUGGCACCAGCUAUAAGGACAGUAGUAUCGGUUCCUCAACUGAAACCAAUCCGGACCUUUCAUCGCAGCAGUCGUUCGAAACGGCUGUAUCUGCCGGUGGCCAACUCUCACCUGAGGCUGCGUCUGGAUAUCAAAGGGAAUCUCCCGCCCCAGGACAAUCACAUGUCAGCUUAACGGCGCAAUCCUCGUUCGAGUCAUCGCCGCCAUUUUCAGAUUUUGAUCGACGUUUGUUCUGUGCGGCAGUCGUCCGAUGUUGUGCCACCGAUCUGCUGCCUCCUGUAGUUUUUCAGGAUCGACGUGAUCUGAUCAAUUGUGAAAAUUUGCAUGCGAAGUGUGUUGGGGCACGAGAUUGGGCACGCUGUCAGAUUCCAGGUGACGGACUACGUUCAGUAAUCGAAACCGCGAUAGCCAUAGGCCGGAGAUGUCGAUUGGCUGACAGGCAGUCUCUUAGCACUCUCAUCCCGGACACUCUAACGUUGCAACAGUUGAUCGAUAACAGCAGUAAAUCAGUGCUGUCUGAAUUGAAGCUAGAAGUAGGUUGCACAGCGCGAGCAACGGGUUUAUCGUUGUCGGUGGAAGGAGUGACUGGAGACGACCGGCUUGCCGUUGUGUCGGCCAAUUAUGUUGGUGCGGAUUGGAGGUUGAAGCGACGAAUUAUUAGCGUUGAAAGGCGGGAUCAGCUGCAAAAUGGCAUGGAUCAGAUAAUAGGAGAGUGUGCAAGUGGAGCGUUGCAUUUAACGAUCGUAACUGAGCAACCGUUGCUCAAUUUCGAUUCAUCGGCACGUACAUCGAUUUGCAUAUGUGCAACACUCAACAAUAUUGUUGAUGAGAUAUUCACGGAUGCCACUGAUGAGAAGCAUAAUGUUGCAGAAGUGAUUUCGUCUUGUCAGAAAAUGGCGUCAACAUUCGAGAAGAUGGGACUCGAGCGAAGGACAGAAGUGAUUUGUGAGAGUCGUUGUGGUCAUAUUGACUACCUCUUCUAUGUUUAUGAGUUAUUGAAAUUCGUUCGUGAAUAUGUGAUUGCGCUAAUCCAUCCGAUAGAGUGGUCAUUUGUGGAUGAUAUCCGCAGGUAUCUGGAACCGUUUCAUGUUAUGGCUUCAAUUUUUAGUCAAAAAGCGGUGAUCAAUUACCAUAUGGUUCUGCCCGAAUGGUUUGCACUGAUCCACGAAUUUUCUGGUGAAGACGAAGAUUCGUCAGCAGCAAAUUUUGAAACAUCCUCAGCCAAUUCCUCUCAGUCAUCGUGCUCAUCUUCGAAAUGGUUAUCGAGCGUUCGGAAGGCAACUGAAGACAAACUUCGCUCGCUGACCAGCUCGACGAUUUCAGUUGAACAUCGGAUGGCAACCGUGUUGAAUCCACGUCUAAAACAUUUGCCAGUCAUUUGUAAUGACUUACAAAGGAUUGAAGCUUAUACAAAAAUUCGCUCGAUGAUUGGCUUAUGGGAAACGAGAGCAAUAGUACCGAGAAGUGAAGAUCCAAUUGGGUCAGAAGCAGUGGAAGGUGAACCACCCAGAAAGCGAAUCUCCUUCUUGUCGUCGCUCGAAGAUCGCGCGAUGAUUGACGAUGAAUUAGAAUGCUAUCUCCGUUCGCAGUUCCCAGCUAUACAAACUAAAGAUGUUCUGCAAUUUUGGUCGACUCUCGGUCAGUCGCAAUUUCCGAAUUUAGCACAUUUGGCGCGAUAUCUGUUGUCGAUACCGUCGGCGUGUUGUCAGCAUCGAAGUCAAAGUAAUGUCACACUUCCCACCGACUCGCUGACAAGCCUUCUCAUUCUGCGAUCUUCAUAUGCACACGCCACUCAUUUACCCGAUGCAUUCUCAAUAUCAACCUCAGUACUUUCUGCGGCAAAAUCUACUGCUUCCAGUACAUCCAAAGUUGAUAGUUGA
Molecule: messenger RNA, 2934 nt
Organism: Anisakis simplex (herring worm)
Lineage: Eukaryota; Metazoa; Nematoda; Chromadorea; Rhabditida; Anisakidae
Source: the annotation of a GenBank genome assembly